AUGAAAAAGAAUGCAACUCAGUAGCAACUGCGAGGGGCUUCUGAAACUAGAAAAAAUACAAAACCUGCCCAUUAUAAUAGUAGUUAGAGUUUAUCUAUUUACCCAACUUAGAGUCAAUAAUAGCUGCAACAAUAGUAGAAAACUCUUUCAGGAAGCAUUAGCCAGUAAAUGUGGAUGUCUAAAUCAGACUCUGUUUAGGGAGAAUUUUUUUUUGAUAACUAGAAUUAUUAAGCAGGGCAAUAACAAAAAGCAUAAGAUAAAAAUUUGAGUAUUCCCAUGAAAAAAUUUUUUGGCCAUGCUCCCUAAUAUAGGAAUGCUAAUUAAAGCCAAUCUUAAACCAGUAUAAAUGCAAAAAUUUAAAAUGUAUAAUAGAAGUUUUGGUAGGAUGUAAGUAAGAGCGAUAAAUCUUUAAUGCGUUUAGAGUCGGGCAAAUCUAGACCUGUAACUGCAGGUUAAUUCAAGCCAUUAACACGUGCAUUUUCAAUGCCAAAAUUCAAAAAUGAAAUGCUUCAAAAUCAUAACCUAUAAUCAAUAAAGCAAGAAGAAAUAGAUGAGAGAGAGUUUCCUCAAUUUUAAGAAAAUAUAGCAUAUGAAGGAUAAAUAUAAAAUGCUGUUUAAAAUUUGAAUAGUUAGGUUAAUUUUUAAAGAAUAGUAAAUAUUCAUUAAUAGCCCUUUUAGUUUUUAAGUCAUGUGGGAGGAAAAUAUACAAGCAUUAAAAAUAUUUCAAGUGAAGAAGCUAACAAUAUAAUCACAAAGGACCUUUUUCCUACGAAGAUCGUUCCUGUUUAGCAGAUGAAUCAAUAUGAAUAGCUUCAAAUGUUUAAAAAAAUAGAUAUUGACAGGAAUAUUAAUGAUUAAAUAUCUAAGCAUGCAAAAGUUCCUACAAUUAUACGUCCUAGUACAGCAAUAUAAUCUGCUCAUAGCUAAGCAAAAUCUACCAGUUAAUCUCAUGCUGAUUAAAUACCUAGUGCUGUAUUGUCAGGUAGACUUUCAAGCUCCAAAGGGAGAACAUAGUCUUAAGCCACUUUGUCUGCAAAGCAAUAAACAUAGGUUUAAGGUCUUCCACAAGCAUAACAAAAUUUUGGAAAAAGUAGGAAUAUUUAAACAGCAACUGCUAAUAUGAAAGCACCUGGUUAGAAGCUUGAACAUUCUUAAUCUUAAAAUACACUAUCUUAAAAGAAUUCAUUACCUUCCUCUGCUAAUUAGUAAAGGUUACUUAGUGGAAAGUAAUAGAGAAUAUAAUCAGCAAAACCUGAGUUAAUGAGAAGAUUGUAAGAUAAGAAUAAAGUAAUUGUUGAAGAAAUGAAUUAAGUAGAUUAGGAGUUAGAUAUUUAAGAGGAUGUCGUUGGUGAUGAUGAAUUUUAUAAUCGUGCUGAAAAUAUUAAAGGUAAAAUAGAUGGAAAGAUGCUAUUAGACAAUCGUCCUAAAUCAAGUCUAGCAGGAAAGAGGCCAGUUAGUGGAAAAGUAGCUGGAGCAGAAUCUUUUUUUAAAGAGUUUAGAAAAUAUACUUCAUUUAAUGCUUUAGAUACUCCAUAUGAAGAAUUAUUUGAUAGAAACGAACGUACUAUUACAGCUACAUUUGCUAAGUUUGGCGAUCUGGGAUAUUAUUCUCCAGUACAAAGAAUAGGAAGCUAUAUGCAAUAUUCUGCCAAGCUUAAAACUGAGCAUCUGCUUGAAAUCGUUUCCCUUCAGUAAACAAGUACAAAUAUAGAAAAGCCUGAAUGUGAAAUUCCUAUUUAAUUAGCUAUUAUUGAUGAGUUAAACCCUUAUUAAAAGAAAUCUAAAACUGGUAUUUCAACAACUUUUACUCCUGAAGAUAUGAAAAGAGAGCCUAUAUCAUUAAGUUUGUUCCCUGAAUAUUUCCCAGAAACUGACGAAAAUUAAACUCCAUAAGAUUCUGCUAAUGAGUUGUUUUAUGAAAUGCUUUAAGAAAUGGGAGGAACUUAUGAUCCUUUUAGUCUUGGAAUUAAAAAAUAUCAUUAUAUUGAUCCAGUUUUAUGGCCUUAAAGUAUAGCAAAUUUAGUAGAUUCAUCUGUUAAAAGAUAUAAUCACUAUAUUGAAUCUGAUAUUAUUAGAGCAGAUGAAAUACCUAAAUUUAGAAAAAAUUGGAUGGUCAAUGCUUUUAAUCUAAUACCAUAAGAGCUCUUGAAAAAUGAGUUUACAUCAAGAUAAGUUUUUUAAGAAAUAUUUGAAAAUUUCAAAACAGCUAUGAAAACAGCUAUGCUCGAUUAUAUUUUAAGAUCUCCUCAAGAAAGAGCUAGAUUACAUAUACAGCUUGUUCCUAGAAAAGUAUUAUGCAGUGGUGAGCGUAUUGCUAGAGAAGGUGGUUUUAAUAUUAAUCUUUACUAAGAUUGGCAUAAUUUUGUAGAAUUUGGAAGAGAGUUUUGUCGUGGAAAUUUAGUUUUAAUGAAUAUAAUUAAUAGUUCCUUACAAAGUUGGUCUUAUGAGUUUUCUUCAUUGAGCUUAUUUGAGUAUGAAGCUUUCAAAAGAGUUAGCACAUUAGGAUAUACAUAUAGUAUUGAAUAAUUUACAAAAUUGUAACAAGUUUAUCGUAUGAAUGUUAUUUCUUUGAUGAAAAAUAUAUGGCAUAGAGGUGCAAUCACUAUUAUAAAAAAAUUUAAAUAUCUAAGAAGAGUUGAUACAUCCUAUGGAAAAUGGACAUUAGGAGGGUUUAAGAAGCAUAUUAAAGAAACCAAAUUUGCCCUCAAAAAUGAUAGAAUUUAGUAAAGAUUAAUGAAUACUGGCAAUAUUGAAGAAAUAGCAGAAGAAGAGCAAUACGAAGAAGAUAGUAGAUAAAGUCAUAAUAGAAGGUCAAUAAGAAAUCCUUUAGGUGAGAGCAAUAGAAUACCUGAAGCUAGUGAAGGUUCUCCUUCAAACUAAUAUUAUGGCUAAUUUGAUGAUAACCAUCAUAUGUAUGAUUAUGGUGAAGAAUAUGACGAAUUUGACUACCUAAAUGAAAGUUUGGCAUACUUAAUUGAUAUAGAUAAUGAAAUUAACACUCCUGAAAAUGUUUACUUUUAAAUGCUUAAGUAUAAAAUUGAAAGAGAAGUAUAAAUAUUAGAUUAAAAAGGAGGUUAUACUAAUAGGCUAGAUUACUAAGCUGAAAUGAAUCAAUAAAUGCAAGGAAGCUAAAAUGAAUUUGAUUUCUAUGAUGACAUUGAGUUUGAAGAUUUAAAAGAUAUAAGAGACAAUAGCGCUUAUCGUAAAAUAGCAUAAAAAACAAUGGAGGAUGAAUAGGUAUGGAGAGAAGAAAAUGGAUGGUCUCUUUACACAAAAGAAUAUAAAUCUAGAAUUUUAGAUAAUGUUGGUAUUCUGAUGGGCUUAUAACUGCGUAAAAUUAUAGAAGAAUCCUUUGCUUAUUUAGAGAAAAAAAUUAUCAGUUACCCAACCUACCGCCGCUGGAAAGCCAUAUAAGCAAAAAAGAAGGAAGUAGGGUCUUUAGAUUUUAUAGAAGAUAAUAUCUAAUCUAAUUGCGAGAUUGACGAAGAUGAUGAAGAAUAAGAGGCUUCAAAAAGCGGGCUUGGUUUGGGAAGCAAUGCUCCUUCAAAUGACAAAAGCCCUUAUGAUCUAAACGGGCUUCUUCCUAAUUAAAAUUUAAAAUCCAAAUCUAGACUAUUUAUUUUGAAUUAAAGCAUAAAUAAUGUUAGUGCAAGUGCAGCUUAAAAUUCUAAAUUAGAUACCAGCAAGCGUACAUCAUAAAUGAGACUACCUUCUAAUAAUUAAUUAGGAAGUAACUAAACAGCUAGGCCUCUCAGCUCAAAUAGAUCAAGGGCUGGAUUAAAUGCUGAUAAAAGCAGCUUAGCUUACAUACCAUAAGAUGGGAUUAAUACAGAGUCUAAUAUUAAGACUCUGAUAUAACUUUACCCUAAAGAUAGCUAAAUCUUUUAUAAAAAGGCAGAUUUUAUGAAAGAUCAAGAUGACUUAUCACCAAUAUUAUCUUUAUCUUUGUAUGUUGAAGAAGAGUAAAUUAAAUUUAGAGAAAAUUCUGAUUUAAUCAAAAACGAAUUCCGUAAAUUAUUUAAUGAUAUGGUAACUUCAUUUGACUAGUUUUUGCAUCCUCGUUAUUGUAAAGUCAAAUUAGAAAAAAAUUAGCAAACUCUAUAGCGCGAUACUUCAUAUAUUUCAGAAGGCGCUUAAGGUAAAGACGAAAGGUCAAAAUCUAAUUAAAAGGGAGUAACUCGUAAAUAAUUUAUGUCUAAUGCACCUAAAAGCUUAAAGACUGCUUUUGAUAAUGUUACUCCUGAAGAUUUUGAGGCUAAUUGCUAAGAUAGAUUUGAUGAGUUCUAUAAAAAGUUCUGCAGCUUUGUACAAGUUUAAGAAAAAUAAGCUAAAGUGGGUGGUUAAUAAGCAAAUACAUAAACAGAAGGUGAUGAAAAAGAUGCUCAUGCCACUAACAAUAAUUAAAACGAUGAAUUUGCCAACAGAAUCUUAAAUAGUUUGGUAGCACCAGGACAGAAGAAGAAGAAAUUCUUGCAAAUGGCAAAUUUCAACGAAGCCUACUUUGCAGGAGUUGUAAACAGAACUAUUACACAUAUCCUAAAGCAUUUAGAAGAGAGUACAAUAGUUUUGACUGUUUUUGAUUAAUUCAAGCCAUUUAUUGAGAAGUAAGCAGAAAGAGAAAUAAGAAAUGUUAUUAACAAAAAAUAAAAUAUGACAAAUGAAGAAUUUAAAAAUUACUAUGAAAUCUUAGAAAAGUUCGACAAUCUCUCUGAUUAAAUUCCUGACAAAGUCAAAUUAACAUUAUUUGAUGUAAGAUGUACAGAUGUUAAAUAAUACAUCAAAAAGUAGAUCAAGGAUUUACAAUAGCGCUUAAUUUUUGCCUUUGAAGAUAUCAUUUUAACAACCCUAAGAUCGGUAACUGAAAAAUAUUCAAGAAUAGCAAGUUUUAUUAGAAAAUCAACAACAACUGCUGAUGAGGUAGAAGAAAUGGAGAAAUUUUUAGCAGAAUUAACUGGCGAUAGAAUACAAAUCAAAUUAAGGACAAGUGCCUGCUUUUAAAAAAUAGUUUUCCUUCAAAAGUUAAAUGUAAAAGGUAACUAACAAAUAGCAGAUUUAGCUAAAGAUGUUCAUGAAUGGCCUGAGAAACUAGAUAAAGAGCUUAUUGCAUAAGAAGAAAAACACUAAAUUGAACGCUCAAGAAUUGAAGAAAAGCUAAGAGAGAAGAGAACAAUAUUUGAAAAUAGAGUUAGUGUAUAUCUUGAAGAUCUCAAAGAUUUAGAAAAGUUUACAGAAUAUUAUAAGCAUAAGGAUUAUAUAGUAGAAAUUGAUGAGUUUGAAAGACUCCUCAAUGAUGCUAAAGAUCUGAUGGAAGAUAUUAAUGAUCAAGAAAAGAAGCUCUUUGGUAUCAGCUCUAAUUUUGAAAAAUUUUUCACUUUACAAUAAGAUUUUGAGCCCUAUCAAAAGCUUUGGCGUGCUAUUAGCGUAUUCAGUGAGAAUAAAAAAAAAUGGAUGGGUGACUCUGCAAGCACUCUCGAUUCUUCAGAUGCAGAAUCUAUUGUUAAAGAGCAUAAUAAAAUUUCUAGUAAAUUACUCUAUGCAUUCAGAUCUGAUUCGAUUGCAUCAACAAUUAGCUAAAAAUUCAAAGAAGAAGUAACACAAAUGAGUGUAUAUCUUCCUGUAAUUGAAAUAAUAUCAAGGCCAGGCAUUUAAAAGAGACAUUGGGAUAAAAUUUAAAAAGUUUUAAGAAUUCCUGAUGAUGAGUUUAACUAUGAUAAAAUUUCUCUCAAGUAUCUUUUAGCUAAAGGAAUUCAAGAAAAAAUAACAGAAGUAGAAGAAAUUUCAGAAAAUGCAUCAAAAGAAUUUGGUCUUGAAACUGCUCUUGAUAAAAUGGAGAAGGAAUGGGAAAAUUUAUCAUUUUAAAUAGUAAAUUGGAAAAAUAGAGGGGUAUUUAUUUUGCAAGGUUCUUCAGUAGAAGAUAUCCAAAUUUUGUUGGAUGACCACACAUUAAAAGCUUAAACAAUCAGAGCUAACCCCAAUAUUAAAUUUGCAGAGUAAAGAGCUGUUAGAUGGGAGAAAUUAAUGCUAUUUAUCUAGUCAGUUUUGGAAAACUGGAUCAAAGUGUAAACUCUGUAUCUAUAUCUUGAGCCUAUAUUUAGUUUUGAAGAUAUAAGCAAAACUUUAGUCACAGAGACUGAUAAAUUUAAUAUAGUCAAUAAAACUUGGAAAUAGAUUAUGGAAUGUGUAUAAAAUGAUCCUAAAGUCUUGAGUGUAGAAAAGAUCCCUAAUGUAGAAGAAGAGUUAAUUCAUUGCCUAAAGCUUAUUGAAGAAAUCUAAAAAGGUUUAGAAGAACACCUUGAAUCCAAAAGAUUAGAAUUUCCUCGUUUCUUCUUUUUAUCAAAUGACGACUUACUUAAUAUUUUAGCUGAAACUAGAGAUCCAUUGCUAGUUUAGCCUCAUAUGAAGAAAUGUUUUGAAGGUAUCUCUGAGUUACUCUUUAAUUACAAUGUUGACAUUACAGGUAUGCGUAGUAGUGAGAAAGAAGAAAUUUAAUUUUUAGAGAGAAUUUCACCUCGUAAUUUCAAGUCAAAUGUAGAAAAAUGGCUUUUAGAAGUUGAAAAAUAAAUGAGAACUUCAUUGUCUAAAGUGAUGGAAGAAGGAUUAUUAGAUCUCUAGUCUGGCUAAGAAAAAAGAUCAGAGUGGGUAAGAAAGUGGCCAGGAUAGGUAGUUAUAGCAAUUUCAUAAUUAAUAUGGACUGAAAGUUUAGAAGAAAGCUUAAACUAGUCAGGUCUAAAUGGAUUAAAGCAAUUCUAUGAGAUUUGCUAAGGCGGAUUAGAAGAAAUAGUUACACUUGUAAGAUAAAAUUUAACAUAUUUAGAAACAAUUACUCUUGGUGCUUUAAUCGUAAUCGAAGUUCAUAAUAAAGAUGUUGUCAAGAGGCUUAUUGAUGAUGAAAUAAGCAACACUUAAUAAUUCGAAUGGCUUUCAGAAAUGAGAUAUUAUUGGGAUGCUUCAGUUAAUAAAUUGAAUGUAAAGAUGAUGUCUACUUCUAUGAGAUAUGGAUACGAAUAUUUAGGAAACACUGGAAGACUAGUUAUCACUCCUCUUACAGAUAGAUGCUAUCGAACUCUCAUGAAUGCUCUUUAACUUAAUUUAGGAGGUGCUCCUGAAGGACCUGCAGGAACAGGUAAAACAGAAAGUACCAAGGAUUUAGCCAAAGCUAUUGCUAUGCAGUGCAUUGUUUUUAACUGUUCAGAUGGUCUUAAUAUACAUGCUAUGGCCAAAUUCUUUAAAGGGUUAAUAGCAACUGGAGCUUGGAGUUGUUUUGAUGAGUUCAAUCGUAUUGAUUUAGAAGUUCUUUCUGUCAUAGCUCAAUAAAUACUUUAAAUACAAUAAUGCAAAGCUGCUAUGAAAACAAACAUAUUAUUUGAAGGAACUGAGCUUGUCCUUAAGCACAGCUGUAAUGUUUUUAUUACUAUGAAUCCUGGUUAUGCAGGUCGUUCUGAAUUACCAGAUAACUUAAAGGCACUCUUUAGACCAGUAGCUAUGAUGGUUCCAGAUUAUUCAUUAAUUGCUGAAAUUUCGUUAUAUUCUUUUGGUUUCGUAGAUGCAAGAAGCUAAGCUAGAAAGAUAGUAGCUGUAUAUAAACUUUGUAGUGAAUAGUUAAGUAGCUAAGAUCACUAUGAUUAUGGUAUGAGAGCAGUUAAAGCUGUUUUAACUGCUGCUUCUUAGCUAAAGAGAAAAUAUCCAAAUGAAAGGGAAGAUGUUCUUAUUUUGCGUUCUAUUACAGAUGUUAAUCUUCCUAAAUUCUUAUAGUAGGAUGUAGAUCUUUUUAAGAAUAUAACAAGUGACUUAUUCCCUGGAGUUAAACUACCUAAUCCAGAUUAUAACACUUUAAACACAGCUAUGACUUCUGUCUUGGCUACUAUGAAUCUGUAAAGUGUCUAAAAUUUCCGUAAAAAAGUUCUCUAACUUUAUGAAGUAGUUAACACUCGUCAUGGAUUAAUGCUUGUCGGAUAGCCAUUUUCUGGAAAAUCUAGCUGCUAUAAAGUUUUGGCAGCAACCUUAACAUAUGCCUGUAAGAAAUUAGGGUCUUUAGAUGAGUUACCUACAAAUUAUUACAUUAUAAAUCCUAAAUCAAUAUCAUUAAACUUUUUAUAUGGUUACUCUGAUCCUGUUUCUAAAGAAUGGACUGAGGGAGUCUUAGCUGAAGUAUAUAGAAAGUGUGCCACUGCUACUGUUCCUGAUAGAUAGUUUAUAGUCUUUGAUGGACCUGUAGAUGCUGAUUGGAUUGAAAACAUGAAUACAGUCUUGGAUGAUAAUAAAAAAUUGUGUUUAAUGAGUGGUGAAACGAUUCCCAUGUCAAAUUCUAUGACUAUGAUGUUCGAAGUUGCAGAUUUGAGAUAAGCUUCUCCUGCUACAGUUUCUCGUUGCGGUAUGGUCUAUAUGCAACCAGAAUAAUUAGGAUGGUGGCCUUUGGUACUUUCAUGGCUAUCACAGAUUUCAGAAUUUUUAGAUGAAUCUCUAAUUGAACACUUAAAUGAGUUAUUUGAUGCCACUACUGGAUAAUGUGUUCAUUAUAUCAAAACGAGAUGCAAAGAGUAUCAGAACGUACCAGAAGGAACUCUAGUUGUGCAGCUUAUGAGACUUCUUAGAGCCUUUUUGCACAAAUAUAGAUUUUUUGAAAAAGAAUAUAUUUCUAAAAUAAAGCUAGAAGUUGUUUAAAACUCUUUAGAUAUGAUUUUUAUUUAUUGUACUAUAUGGAGUAUUGGUGCUACUAUAGAUGAAAAAGGAAGAUAAGAUUUUGAUCGCUAUUUAAAGUAGCUAAUAAAAAAUCCUUAAAAAUGCGAAACUAAAAAAGACAAACUUAUUAAAUUUGAGAAGUAAGCAAUGCUACCUGAAGCAGGUCCUCAUGUUUUAGUGUACGAUUAUUAUUUGGAAUAAGAAGAAAGUGGAUCAUGCAAAUGGAAAAAUUAUCAAUAAAUUAUAGAUUCUGUUUCUGCAACAGACUCUAUCCCUGCAGAUGAAUCUUAUCAUAAUAUUGUGAUAAAAACAGCAGAAUAGUUGAGAUUAACGGAACUUCUUUAAGUUGCCAUUUAAUAUCAUUAUCCUUUCUUGGUGAUAGGGUAAACUGGUACAGGAAAGUCUACUUACAUAAAUACAUAUUUGAAGUCGCUCUCACACGAAAAAUAUUUACUUGUUGGUAUCAACUUCAGUGCUUAGACAUCAUCAGAAGAAACUCAACUGAUUGUAGAUUCAAAAUUAGACAGAAGAAGAAAAGGUAUUUUUGGUCCUCCUAUAGGAGUUAGUUGUCUUGUCUUUGUGGAUGAUCUAAAUAUGCCUUAACUAGAUAAAUAUGGUGCUCAACCUCCUAUAGAACUACUCAGAUAAUUUUUAGAUUAGAAGGGUUGGUAUGGAAAAGAUAGAAAGUUUAUGGAAAUAAUUGAAACUUCUUUGAUUGGUGCUAUGGGUCCUCCUGGAGGUGGUCGUAACUAAAUAACAUCAAGAUUAUUAAGACAUUUUAAUGUCCUAUGCAGCAGUGAGCCUAAUUAAUUAUAAAUGGAAAGAAUUUUUACAGAGCUUAUGAGCUGGUAUAUGAACAAAAUAUAACUUAAUGAUGAAAAUCUAAGAAGAACUUUUAAGCUAUGCAUUGAAGCUACAGUAGAAAUGUAUAUGAACAUUGUUUAAAACUUAAAACCCACUCCUGCUAAAUGCCAUUAUCUUUUCAAUCUUCGUGAUGUAAGUAGAGUUGUUUAAGGAUUGCAACUAAUAUCUAAAAACUAAAUUGAAAAUGACAAAAAAAUAAUAAGACUAUGGAUAAAUGAAGUUAGCAGAGUAUUUUAUGACAGAUUAUCGUUUGAAUAAGAUUAAGUUUGGUUUUAUAAUGCAUUAUGCAGUUCAAUUAGAAAUAAAAUAAAAGAAGACAUCAAAAUGGUAAUGAAAGGUCCCUAUGACCAUAUAAAAUAUAAUCUGCUUACUCCUGAACCUAUAAAAGUCAUUAGAUUUGGUGAACUCUUAGGAAAUGUAGAUGGAGAUAGAUUCUAUGAUGAAAUGAUUGAUAUGGAAAAAAUAUUUGCAAAAGUUGAAUACUUUUUGGAAGAUUACAACCAAAAUAAUAAAAGACCUAUGACUUUAGUACUUUUUGAAUUUGCAAUCGGACAUAUUAUAAAUAUAUGUAGAAUACUUAGAUUGCAAGGAGGACAUGGACUUUUAAUUGGUUUGGGUGGUUCUGGAAGAUAGUCACUCACUUAUCUAUCAGCUCAUAUUAGAGACUUAAGAUUGACUUAAAUUGAGAUGAGUAAAAGCUACUAAAAGGAAUAGUGGAUUGAAGAUAUGAGAAAAGUAAUGAUUCAAGCAGGAGUUGAUAGCAAAGAAUCAGUUUUUAUUAUAAAUGAUAGCCAAAUGUCUAAAUCUUUUAUUUUAGAAGACCUAAAUAAUUUACUUAAUUCUGGUGACAUUCCAAAUUUAUUUUCUUAAGAAGAUUUUAUUCCAGUAAUAGAUAGAUUAAGAUAAAAUGCUAAAAAAGAAGGAAAAGUUAAACUUCUUGAAUAAGGCACUAAUUAAUAAUUUUAUGAUUAUUUUGUCUAGACUGUUAAGAAGAAACUCCAUAUAAUAGUAACACAAAGUCCUAUUGGUGAUACUCUAAGAAAUAGAAUCAGAAACUUCCCAAAUAUUGUAAAUUGUACUAAUAUUAUUUGGUAUAGAUAGUGGCCAGAAGAGGCUUUGGAUGCUGUCGGACAUAAAUUAAUUUCUGAGCUAUAUUUAGAUGGUUCUAUUAGUAGAAAAUUAGUUAACACUUGCAAACAUUUACAUUAGUCUUCUUUAGAUCUUAGCUAAGAGUAUUUAAGAAAUGAGAAAAGAGUCAAUUACAUAACACCUUCUUCAUAUUUAGAAUUACUUCAUAACUUGAAAAUAUUGCUUUAGUAACAAAGGAAAAAACUAGAAGAAAAUCGCAACGUCUAUUCAAAUGGUGUUUAAAAAUUAAUUUCUACUGCUGAGUAAGUGAAGCGUAUGGAAGAAGAAUUGAUUGAAAAGAAACCUAUCUUGAUUUAGAUGAAUGAAGAAACACAAAAAAUUGCAUCUGAAAUUAAAGCACAAGCUUUAGCUAUGGAACCAAAGCGUAUUCAAGCAGAAAAGUAAGAAGAAGAAGUUAACGUAAGAGUGUAGGAAGCAGAGCUAAUUAAGCAAGAUUGUGAAAGAGAAUUGAGUGUUGCAAAGCCUCAGUUAAAAAAAGCAGAAGAUGCUCUAAACACACUAGAUUCUAAUGAUAUAAAUAAAAUGAAGGCAAUGCUUAAGCCCCCAGAGACCGUAUAGCUUGUUAUGGAAGCAGUUUGUGUGCUUUGCAAAGUACCUCCACUUCCUGUUCCUAAUCCUAAAUAUCCUAAAGAAAGAAUUAUGAGUUAUUGGGAAGCUUCUAAGAAAUUUUUAUCAGAUAAAUAUUUCUUAAACACACUUAUUCAAUAUGAUAAGGAAAAUAUUGAUGAAUAAGUUAUGAAGAAAGUGAGAGACAAAUAUAUUUCUUAAACAAAAUUAUUUAAUCCCAAGAGAGUAGAAUAGGCAAGUUCAGCCGCUAAAGGUCUUUGUGAGUGGAUUUUAGCCUUGAGUGAAUUUGAGAAAGUUUUGUAAAUAGUGCGCCCUAAACAAUAAAGAUAUAAUUAAUCCAAGCAAGAAGUUGCUAUUUUAUAAAAUGAUUUAAAAUAGACUCGUGAUGAGCUUGCGUAACUCAAUAAAGAAAUAGCUAAUUUACAAGAUAGCUAUGAUUAAAUUCGUAAAAAAUAACAAUAGCUUGAAGAUGAUAUCUUGGACUGUGAAAAGAAACUGCUUCGUGCAAGUUCCCUAAUUGGAGGAUUAGGUGGUGAACAAGAAAGAUGGUUAAAAGUAUCAGAAAAAUUAGAAAACUAAUUAUAGUUUGUUGUUGGAGAUAUAACAAUAUCAACUGGUAUUAUUUCUUAUUUGGGACCAUUUAGUUAGACUUAUAGAAACAAGUAAGUGAAAGCUUGGAUAGAUUACUGCAAGGGACUUUCUAUCUAGAUAAGUGAAGGAUAUUCCUUAGAAAGUACGUUAGGAGAACCUAUCAUAAUUAGAAAGUGGAAUAUGAAUGGUUUGCCUUCAGAUGCUUUUUCAAGAGAAAAUGGUAUUAUUACUUAUAAUACUAGAAGAUGGCCUCUGAUGAUUGAUCCUUAACAACAAGCUAACAGAUGGAUUAGAAAAAAUGAAUUCGAUAAUAAAGUAACUGUUGUUAAAUAAUCCGAUUCUAACUUUAUUCGCUCGCUUGAAACAUGUAUUUAGUUUGGCUAAUGUUUGAUUAUAGAAAAUGUUAAAGAAGAAAUCGAUUCAAUACUUGAUCCAAUUUUAUCCAAACAAACAUUCAAAAACGCAGGUGUCCUAAGCAUUAAAGUUGGCGAUAAUAUAAUUGAUUAUUCAAAAUAAUUCAAGCUAUUUUUAACAUCAAAACUUAGAAGUCCUCACUUUACUCCUGAAAUAUCAACUAAACUAACUCUAAUUAACUUCACUAUAACUAAAGAAGGUCUUGAAGAUCAACUUCUUGAAAUUUGUGUUCAAAAGGAAAAUCCUAAUGAUGAAAACUAGAGAGUUCAACUUAUCAUUUAAAAUCACAAAUAUUAAUAACAAUUGGAAGACAUUGAAAAGUAAAUCUUGGAAGUUUUAAAUAAAGCAGAUAACAUUUUAGAUGACGAAUAAGGUGUUUAGGUCUUAUAGCAAUCUAAAUAAGUUUCUAAUGAUAUUAUGGAAAGAUAAGAAGAUGCUAAAGUAACUGAAUAAAGACUUGAGUAGUCAAGACAAGAAUAUAAGCCUAUAGCAAAUCACAGUGCAGUUCUCUUCUUUGCUAUUAUGGAUAUGGCUUCAUAAGAUUUUAUGUAUUAAUACUCACUCAAUUGGUUCAUAAACUUGUAUAUUGACUCAUUUGAUAAAGCAGAAAAGAGUAAAUCAGCUAAAGCUUAAGAUAGAGUAAUUGCUGUUAGCUAGUACUUAACAUAUUCUAUAUACUCUAAUGUUUGCCGUUCAUUAUUCGAAAAAGAUAAAUUAUUAUUUAGCUUCUUACUAUUAUUAAGAAUUUAAGAAAAUAAAAAACAUAUAGACAAUAAUGAAUUAAAUUUCUUGAUUUCUCCUAUUGAUAUUUCUUCUGAAGAUGUGAUUAAUUCUGCUCAUGAUUUAUAAGAAAAUCCAGCAAAAUCAUUUUUACCUUAGACAACAUGGUUGAGAAUUGUAGCUUUAUCUAGAAUUUCUCCAAAAUUCAAACCCUUACCACAAUCUAUUAGCGAUGAUUUAUAAUUCUGGCAUAGCUUUUAUUUCGAUAGUUAAGCUCAUACUUUAAAAUUACCCGUUCCAUUUAAUGGUUGUACAUAAAUGUAAAAAAUAUGUAUUAUCAAAGCCAUCAGACCAGAUAGAGUUAAUUUAGCAGUGCAAGACUUCAUCAGAGCAGAUUUAGGUGAAAAGUUCACAUCACCUCCUCCUUUUAAUUUAUAACUUAGUUUUAAUGAUUCUAAUUGCUACUAGCCUUUAAUCUUCAUCCUUCCAGGUACUGAUCCAAUGAAUAAUUUAAUUAAUUUUGCUGAUUAAAAGUAGAAAUAUUUGAAAGCUAUAUCACUUGGUCAAGGAUAAGGCGUUCAUGCAGAAAAAGCUAUUGAUGAAGCUCAAAAGUAAGGAACUUGGGUAAUUCUUUAAAAUUGUCAUUUAGCUCCUAGUUGGAUGCCAAAAUUAGAAAAAAUUUGUGAAGAAAUGCAAAAUAAUUCACAAAAUAAAGAAAAAAUUAAUGUAAACUUUAGAUUAUGGUUGACAAGUUAUCCCAGCUCUGAUUUCCCUAUUUCAAUCUUGUAGAAUAGUGUUAAAAUGACUAACGAACCUCCUAAAGGUGUUAAAUCUAAUAUGUUAGUUUCCUUUAUGAGUGACUAGAUUUAAGAUUAAACAUUCUUCGAAACCCACAGUAAGCCUAAGCAAUUUAAAACUCUUCUUUAUGGACUUUGCUUUUUCCAUGCAGUGCUUUAAGAAAGAAGAACUUAUGGACCUCUUGGUUGGAAUAUCUUAUAUGACUUUAAUUAAUCUGAUUUGCGUAUAAGUGUGAGAUAAUUGUAUAUCUUAUUGUAGGAGUAUUAAGACAUACCUUACAAAGCUCUUCAUUACAUGGUUGGUGAGUGUAAUUAUGGUGGAAGAGUAACAGAUGAUAGAGAUAGAAGAAUUCUUCAUGCUUUGAUGCAAGAUUUCUUUUCAGAUUAAAUUUUCCAAUAAAACUUUUGCUUCGCAAACGAUUCAAAUUAUAUUGUUCCUCCUAUCGGUAAUCAUGCUGAAUAUAUAAAAUUCAUUGAAGAAAAAAUUCCUCUUAACUAAAGCCCAAGUAUAUUCGGUUUCCAUGACAAUGGUGUAAUAGUUAAAGAUCUUAAAGAAACAGACGAUUUAUGUGGAGCUCUUUUAAUGAUGAUGGGUGGAAAUUCUAUGAAUAAUACUGAAGGAGAUACAGAAACAUAACUAAGAGCUAUUUCAUAAGAUAUAUUAACAAAAAUACCAAAGAAAUUUGAUCCUGAGUUAGUUUCAGCUAAAUAUCCUAUAUCCUAUGAGAAUUCUUUAAAUACUGUUCUACAAUAAGAAAUUAUAAGGUAUAAUAAUUUAACGAAUGUGAUAGUGUCUUCUCUUAAAGAAAUAGAAAAUGCUCUUUAAGGUAUAGUUGUGAUGUCUUCUAAUCUUGAAAAAGUAUGCAAUAGUUUGCUUAAAGGUCUUGUUCCUGAUUUAUGGAAGAAAUCUUCAUAUCCUUCAUUAAAACCAUUAGGAUCUUACAUUACAGAUUUAGUGAAGAGAUUAAAAUACUACUAGAAUUGGAUUGAUCACGAUGUACCUAAGUGUCACUGGAUAAGCGGCUUCUACUUUACACAAACAUUUUUAACAGCAACUUUACAAAACUUUGCUCGUAAAUAUACAAUCCCAAUUGAUAAUCUAGUUUUUGAAUUUAAUUUUUAUGGUGAACCUCCUGAGAAUGUGAACGAUGCAGCUCAAUAUAUAGACAUCACAGAUGGUUAGUUAAUGUAUGGACUCUAUAUAGAGGGAUGUAAAUGGGAUUACGAUGAAAGAUGUCUCGCUGAAAGUGACCUUAAAGUUUUAUCAGUAUAAGCUCCUAUUAUAUGGUUGAAACCAACUGAAAUAUCUCAAGUAAACAGUUAAUAGUAAAUAUAUAAGUGCCCAGUUUAUAAAACAUCAGAAAGAAAAGGUACUCUUUCAACAACAGGUCACUCUACUAAUUUUAUAAUGAGCAUAGAUAUGCCCACGACUAUUAGUUCUUCACACUGGGUAAAGCGCGGUGUAGCUAUGCUUUGCUAAUUAAGCGAUUGA
Messenger RNA from Tetrahymena thermophila SB210, 15273 nucleotides. RefSeq names its product dynein heavy chain. The record is from RefSeq and is a predicted model, not a curated record. Gene Ontology annotation, molecular function: dynein light intermediate chain binding; ATP binding; minus-end-directed microtubule motor activity. The transcript is spliced from 24 exons. NCBI's taxonomy places the organism in Eukaryota, Ciliophora, Oligohymenophorea, Hymenostomatida, Tetrahymenidae. Gene Ontology annotation, biological process: microtubule-based movement. Gene Ontology annotation, cellular component: dynein complex.